This is a messenger RNA of Penicillium brevicompactum, 1572 nucleotides long. RefSeq lists its product as uncharacterized. Gene Ontology annotation, biological process: regulation of DNA-templated transcription. The coding region runs from base 1 to 1572 and encodes 523 amino acids. Lineage: Eukaryota; Fungi; Ascomycota; Eurotiomycetes; Eurotiales; Aspergillaceae. The record is from RefSeq and is a predicted model, not a curated record. The transcript has 4 exons. Gene Ontology annotation, molecular function: DNA-binding transcription factor activity, RNA polymerase II-specific; zinc ion binding.
AUGCGUGACAUGCCGAAGAAGGAAAAAAGCUGCGACAAGAAGGCCCCUUUCUGCGGUCAAUGCGUGGAGUCUGGUCUGGUCUGCGAGGGGUACACGUGGAACCGAUCGGUUUGGAUCAAUUCAACGGGUGGUGAAAAUCGCAGAUAUGGUAAGGCCUCUAGUGCGCUACCAGGGAGUAGAGAUGGCACUCCAGUCAUUACGCUCCAUGACUCUCUUGCAGUGACUGCCAGGGAAGAUAGAUAUGUCGGUCUGUAUCUGGCAGCAUUUCUACCAAAUGGCCGUCUAUUCUCCCAGCAUGCCUCACAGAUAUCUUCUGCGGGAUGGCUGAGAUACCAUGACGAAUUAUGUCGGUCCGAGAAAACCCUUCGCUUUAUUACACUUGCCCAUGGUCUCUCAAUGAUGGCGACCAGAGAUGAUGACAGUCAAUUGAAGCUCAAAGGGUUCGAGGCAUACCGCAUGGCGCUUCAUGAAAUGCGCACAGCGGUGCAAGACCCGCAAAGAUCCACUGGGGAUGGCCUACUGGCUGCUAUCCGACUGUUUCGAUUUUAUGAGAUUCUAUAUGGCGCUGAGUCGCAUUCCAGGGACGGGAAAGAUUCGGCCUCCCAAAUCAAGGGUUACUUUGCACACACCUAUGGUGAGAUGGCUUUGUUCAUGAAUAGGGGCUGUGAAAAGAAGUGGAGCAAGCCAGGAAUGUCCUUACUGGUCAGCGGUCGCAUUGUUUCGUUUAUUCUAGGUGUGGGUCGACGAGAAAGAUCGCCCUUCAGUGACGAACGUUGGAUGACAGCUCCCUGGAAGGAUUCUCAGAAGUCACCACUCGACCAACUCAGUGACAUUUUGGUCCAGGUUCCGGGACUACUGGGUGAACUGGACAGUCUACGAGCAAGUCCUGUCGUGGAACGUAUGUUGCUAGACUGGAACAAGUUUUUGAACAAAUGCAUUCACAUCGAGAAGAGUCUGGAUGACUGGAGAUUCGCCAUGAGGAAAGAAUUGCGGACCUACGAUUACAAUCAUUCGGCAGAUGCCCUGCCCAUACCGAAAGUCGACAGGGACUUCGCUGUGCUGCACAUGAGCCAUCUAUACUGGAGCUGCUCUAUUCUCAUAUAUACGACAAUUUACAUAGCCGGUCUUCAAGCAGAUCUAAGUCUGUUCCCCGGCUCCUCUACUGCGAUUCCCUUUUCUUCACCUGGAUGCUCCAAUUACUGCAACGAAAGGAACCCGACUUUACACGCCCGCAGAAUUAUCUACACUUUACCACUUUCGCAUGGAACACAAGCAGGUGGCUUUGGAGCUUUGUCUGCUGCCUUCCCGAUGGGUAUGGCGCUCCGUUAUCUUGCGGUGGCCCAUAUCUUCCCACACGAAGGCGGCACUGAGAGCGUGCAGAAGGAAUUCUUCCAUGAGACCAUUGCCCGUCCUUUUAUGAAAGCAUAUAUAGCGCGUUUUCUUGGCCAUCUGCACAAAGAAGACACUCCGGCGGAGUCUCUGAAGGACAUACCCGGGUUGCAAGGGGUAGAAUUGAGGAUGAAGCGAUGGUGGUUUGGCUCUGAGGUCCAAGAUAGCCUAGUUAAAACAUAA